Molecule: messenger RNA, 192 nt
Organism: Saprolegnia parasitica CBS 223.65
Lineage: Eukaryota; Oomycota; Saprolegniomycetes; Saprolegniales; Saprolegniaceae
Exons: 2
Coding region: 1-192 (63 amino acids)
Source: RefSeq, a predicted model, not a curated record
AUGGCCGCGACGACGCUUCCCAGCCCGCCGAGCGCGACCGAACUCCACGCCAUUGUCAUUGCCGCGUACGAACCGUCGUGGCAGCUGUGGCAAAUGGAUUUUGUGGACGAAAUCCAACUCGACUUGGAAGCGAUGCAGCCAUUGACAUUGCAAGCCAUCGCCAUGUACCUCGAGACGCUGUCGUACUAUUAG